Molecule: messenger RNA, 525 nt
Organism: Alternaria conjuncta
Lineage: Eukaryota; Fungi; Ascomycota; Dothideomycetes; Pleosporales; Pleosporaceae
Exons: 2
Coding region: 1-525 (174 amino acids)
Source: RefSeq, a predicted model, not a curated record
AUGACUGAAGCGGUGCGCGAAUUCGUCCAGCACUGUGCCGCAUACAUCACUGCCCUUGAGAAGCGGCUGGCAGACACCGAGGCUGCACUCUCCGCAACACUCACUGUCGUCCAAAACCAAGACUUAAUAUUGUUGAACGACGUUAGGCUUCCAGAUCCAUCAUUGCACGCGCCAAAGCGACAAGGCUCAAAAGCAGAAAAGCUUGAAGAAUGGAAGCGCCUGCCUUUGCAGACGACCGAGCAGUUGACAGCUUGGCUACAAGCACAGUGUCGCGAGACGGCAGCCCCGGAAGUAUUUCCGCCGAGACACAGCAAUAUCGUCCCUGAUAACGACGGAGCGCGCAAGACAUCCAGGACAGCCGAAGGUCGACCGAAUAGUGGUGCGCACGCUUCUCGCCAGAUACCCGGCGAUACAUCCCCACCGGUGUCAGUCCUGCAGCAACUGGAAGACUGCGAAAUGCCUAUAGCACCGAACAUGCAGCGAGCUCCCACUGAUCCAGCAAGAUGGCACGAAAACUACUUCUAG